UUUCCAUUGCUGGAAGGACAUUCCUGAAAUAUCAGCUUUUUUCCCCCCAAAACACAGUGGCUGAGGGCUGAAGGAAGCUCUCCUGCGGUGCGGUGGGAUCUUGGGUGAAGGAGAACCCGUUUCUGAGCAGACUGAGUGAGGGGUACGGCCGGCUGUGGAGUUAUUUCACUUACAGGGUGGAAGAAAAUCCUCUCCCUUCCUUAACUGCAGGCAAGCCUGGAAGAAAAGGAAAACUAAAGAUAAGAGGGUGAGUGGUAAUUGGCUGCUGCUUGACUCCCGGCUCAGCCCUGAACCGUGAAAGAAAUGGCAUCAUGUUUAAAAAGAGAAUCGAAAGCAACAAUAAAAGUAUUUAUAGCUGCACGUACACACGCAGAAAUGAGGGCGCUGGCAGGACGGCGGCAAAGCCGGCGGUUAGGUAUGAUAAAUAAUAAAGAGCUAAAAUGAGCAGCGAAGGAUGCGUCUCGGUGGUUUAACUUGAAGAAGGGAGACUAAUCUGCGGCAGGGGACUUGCUUAAGCUCUAUCCUCAUGCCUGUGCCCUUCACUUAAUAAAUUAAAAGCGUAUUUAUUAAUAAGCAAUGAAACCGGGAUGGUUUCUGGGUGCCAGACCCCAUGGGGAGGCUUGGAGCAGGGGCUACCCCUCCAUUUGCCUGGAUAUAUUUGGGGGGAGGGGGUGUCAUACAGAAGCUGCAGGUGGAUCUCUAACACAUUAUGAAGGAUGUUUAUUUUCCAUUUAAUCUCUUUUCAACCCGCUGGGGUCCCUGGGGAAAGGAGUAUUCUCCCUUCCCCUCUGCAGCUGCUCAGCGCAGCGUUUUGCUCGUCAGCGGUUGCAACCUGGAGAAAACCUGGUGCAUCUCAGCAGCAAAACUCCUCUGCCACUCGCUUUCACCUCCCUCGGGGCCCGAGACACCUGCAGGAAGGGGAGCAGCCAACGGGCAAGACCAGUGGAGGCGGAAAACGAAAGCUGCCCCAUCAUCCUUGCUAACAAGACCAUGGCUGCAGACAGCCCUGCCGAAAGUUUCCGCGACGAAGCCUCCUGCUCCAUCUGCCUGAGUUUCUUCCAAGACCCCGUCUCCAUCCAUUGCGGUCACAACUUCUGCCGGGCGUGCAUCACCCGCUGCUGGGAGGAAGCUGAGGAGAAUUUUGCCUGCCCUCAGUGCAAAGAGACGGCCCCGCAGAGAAACCUGAGACCCAACCGGGAGCUGGCAAAAAUCAUUGAGAUAGCCAAGCGGCUGAGCUUGCAGGCAGCCAAAGGAGGGGCCGGGGGGGAGAGGCUGUGCGAGAAGCACCAGGAAGCUCUGAAACUCUUCUGCGAGGAGGAUCAGACCCCCAUCUGCCUGGUCUGCAGAGAGUCCCAGGCUCACCGGGUCCACGCCGUGGUGCCCAUCGAGGAGGCUGCGGAGGAGCACAAGGAGAAAUUCCAGGCUCACGUGCAGAUCCUGAAGGACAGGAGAGAAAAGCUGCUGGGGCUGAAAAUGGCCGAGGAAGAGAAAAGCCUAGGCUUCCUCGAACGAGUGGAAAUGGAGAGGCAGAAGGUUGUGUCUGAAGUCAAGGAGCUGCACCAGUUCGUGGAGGGACAGGAACGAGUCCUCUUGGACCGGCUGGCAAAGCUGGACCAGGAGAUCAUGAAGAGACAGGAGGAGAACAUCAAUAGGCUCUUGGAGGAGAUCUCCGCCAUCGGCAAGCAGAUCUGUGAAUUGGAGGAGAAGUGUCAGCAGCCACCGUGUGAAUUCCUGCAGGACAGCAGAAACAUCUUGAGCAGGCUUGAGAAGGACGGUGCCCAAAAGCCAGCAGAGACAUCGCCUGAGCUCGGGGAGAAACCCACCGGUCUUCUUCAGAAAAAUAUUGCCCUCAAAGAGACACUGAUGAAAUUUCAAGUAAGUCUGACGCUGGAUCCAGAGACGGCGCAUCCCCGGCUCGUCUUAUCCGAGGAUCGCAAAUGCGUGAGAUGGGAAGACACCCGCCAGCCCGUGCCCGACAACCCCAAGCGUUUCGACUCGUCUCGCUGCGUCCUGGGCUGCGAGGGUUUCAGCACGGGGAGGCAUUACUGGGAGGUGGAGGUGGGCGAUGGGGAAGCCUGGGCUGUUGGGGUGGCCAAGGAGUCGGUGAGGAGGAAGGGACGGAUCAGCGUCAACCCCAAGGUGGGCAUCUGGGCGGUGGGGCAGUGCGGGAGCCAGUACCAGGCUCUCACCUCUCCUACCGUCCCCAUCAACCUGCUCGCUGCCCCCAAAGUGAUUGGGAUUUACCUGGAUUACGAGGCGGGGCGAGUGGCAUUUUUCGACUCCAAUAACGAGGCACCCAUCUUCACCUACCCCCCGACAUCCUUUGCAGGGGAGCAAAUCCUCCCCCUGCUCUGCCUAGGGAGGGGGUGCCAGUUCACGCUCUCCCCUUGACCCCCUGCCAUGGUACAGCAUCCACUCAACCCUCACUCGCUGAGGUCUGGGGAGGCGGUGGGGGCUCGUCACCCCAGAGGUGGCUUUUGGUAGCAUGAAGAAUGAGCUGUCCAGGAUGGAAAAUUCUGUUUUUCCAACCAUUUAUGUCAGCAAGAAGCAUCAGUUGGUUCAGAGCUUGUAGAGGAGGGGGGGAUGCUCUGCUGCCCCCCCAAAAAACUUGCAUUGUUCUGUCAUCGGGUAGCUUUGCUGGCGAUGCUGCCCUGGUGCAUCCAUGUCCAAAAACCCCUUCUAAAAACCUCUGUGUCGGAGGACAGGGAUAGAACUGAGCCGAACACGCGUUAAGCUGGUUCCCAGUUUCUCUCCCUCCACGUUCUCCGACUGACCGUGCAUCCCUGCUGUUUGCUGGACCCUUUCUUUUUUGGCUCACCGAGCUUUCAGCCGCGCUGACUGAGCGUAGAUGCUGUAGACGAUGAUGCAAAAACCUGGAGGACUUCAUGAUGGCUUCAAAACUUAUGCAAUUGCUGGCAAAGUGGUAAUAAUCUAAUCCAAGGGUGAGAUAGGCAAGACCUGACCUGGUGGAGGGGUACUUUAAGUCACCAGAAGUACCUGCAUCCCUGGUGUGAGCUUGCGUUGGAUCGGUGCUUCAUGCUGUGUGAUGUCCACACCUUUGGACAUCGUAAGGACUCAGCUCUCUGUACGCAGCUGUUCAGGCUACGAUGCCUCCAGGAUCAGCGGAGAACGGUGGCAAAUUUUAAUUCAUCUCAUCUAGAAAUGACUCGACAAGUAGGAGUAUUUACUUCUCUGAUUACAGAGGGAGCCCAGAUUGAUUAGACGGCAUGGAGACAUGUCUCCUGCCGAUGCCUAAAACCAGGAGAAAUAAAUCCUUCCCAAGGCAGAAUUGGCUUUAACCUCUUAUGGAGCCUCGGGCUGAGCUGUUGCCUAAUGGAUAUUUGGGGGCGUGAGGAGGAACCCAGGAGGGACGGAGGGUGCUCACGGGAGCAUUUCCCAGGGGCUGGAGUCAGUGUUUUCAGAUAUUCUAAACUGAUUGUACAGAUGCGCCUUUGAUCGCUUGAAAAGCUUGGUUUACCUCAGCUGCCAAACGCAAACUAUGGAAAUGAGAAUAAGA
This is a messenger RNA of Phalacrocorax carbo (great cormorant), 3517 nucleotides long. NCBI's taxonomy places the organism in Eukaryota, Metazoa, Chordata, Aves, Suliformes, Phalacrocoracidae. The record is from RefSeq and is a predicted model, not a curated record.